UUUACGUACUUAACUUUCAUUUUCUGCGCUAUGUAAAUUUAUUUUUCACUUUUUGAUAUCAAAUGUUCUCAGUUUAACACCAUCACAAUAAUUUCAGUACUUUUAUAUAUUGAAGUGAAGUGUAUCAACAGUGGUCAUAAUAAUCUUAUUGAAGCUAGUUGUGAAACUGAAGAAAGAAGAAACUUUAGCAACUGAAGCAUCCCAUAAUUUCCCAUGAUGUAGGAAGAGAUAAAAACUGAAAUGUACAACAAAGCUUUUUAGGGAUUGGAUGCAAAGAAAACUGAAUCAUUAUACCACAAAAUUGUAGAAGAUUCUGAUGCUAUAUAUUAAUGGUUGAAGUAGGCUUUAUGGCAGGCAUGGAAGCUGUUGUGGCAGUGGCCAUCAGUGUACUUGCUGUAGUAUUUUUGGGGUCUUUGGUGGCAUUGAUUAUAGUUUGCCGUCAAAAGUACUGUCGCCACUCAGAUCUUCUUUCUUCUCAACUUAAUGACAAUAGGCCAGAUAUACACCUCAUCAAUACAGAUGAUUCAACUGAUGUGGAACUAGAUGAUGUUCGUCUUCACCCAAAUAUUGAGAGAAUCAUUGCUGAUGAACAGUGGGUUGAUGAUGCAACUGGUCUUGUACCACACUGUCUUGCCAUUCUCAAAAAGUGCCAUCAUUUGACUGAAAGAUUAGUUGCUAUGACAAUGAGUAGUGUGUCUCAUCAAUCACAGCAGCAGUUAUGGGAAAUUAUUGAAGUUGCCAAAAAGAUAAGUCCAAGGGUUGAUGAUGUGGUACGGUCUAUGUACCCACCAUUAGAUGCCAGACUACUAGAAGCCAGAUGUACUGCCUUGCUGCUUUCUGUCUCUCACCUUGCCUUGGUGAUGAGAUUUGCAUGUCGUAUCCCAACGACACCAGACUGGAUAGAUGAAGCUUUGGCAGAAAUGGAAGAACAUCUUCAAGUCUUGAGAGAUGCUGGAUAUGCUGAUGACACCCAGUCUCAACUGGUCUGUGGUAGCAUCCAGGCUAGCCAGUCUGGCAUUGUCCAGUCUGGAAUCAAUAACCUCACUUGUUUAGAAGCAGCAUCUAAUUCAUUACAAUGUCGUCUUCCAAAAUCAUCAAACACAGGGCCAGUUUAGAUGUUGUGGUGUAUCAUGGAAACUUGUGUUUGUAUAUUAUGCUGGUUUUCAGAGCUUCCUAAAGUACAGGGUUUCUUGUUUAAUGCUUACAUUUAUGUAUCAGCAGAAUCAAAAGGAAUAUAACAAUGUGAAAAGUUUUGUUUUUUAGGAAAUAACACAAUGUUUCUUGUUUUGUUUUUUCCAGCGGAUAUGUUAAGGGGUAAAGUAUAAUUUUAAAGUUUCCAUAUUUUAUUAUUUGAAACCCUGUCAAUACAUCAGUACAUAAACCUACAAAAGUAUCAUUAUUGUUGAAAUCAGAUGCUAAAUAACCAUGAGUCAAUAUAUAAUAUGUACUGCUUAUACACACAAAAUGUGUGAAAAUUGUUGCAUAAGUAUGUAAUGUGUGUCCAUAUUUAUUUUGUGUUUUGAUAGUGUAAUACAUAAUGGCUGUAACCAUAAUAUCUUUGCAUACUACUAUUCCAUAAAUAAUUUAAGUGGUUAAUAAAAUGUAAUGUAAAGAUGACUGGGUCACACGUCAUCUGAUAAAUGUACUCUUUGACACUUUUUCAAAAGUUUUUCUGAUGUUCAGUGUUGUUGCUUUUAAAUCAUUAUAUUGAUAUACUCUUAAGCAUAAGCUGUUAUACUCAUAAAUAUAGUAAUUGUUCAAAAAAUUACCCAAUAUUUCACUUUAUGUUUGUAAAUGAUCUGUGAUUGAGUAUUAUAAAUUGUUGGUGAUACUUAUUUUUUAUUACAUGUAUUACAUACAUAUAUAGUUAAGCUGAUUGUGUCACAUUCCUAUAUUACAUAACAAGGCACUGUUUAUAUAGUCUUAAUGGUGUACUGGUUUUGUAGUCUUACAGUUGCUUCUUUUAAGUCUUACCAGUAUAAUACAAUUUAAAAAAAUAUUAGCCAGUAAUCUUUUACAGUAUUGUAUGUUUAUACAAGCUAUAUAGUAGUGAUAAUAACAUUUUUUUAACUUUACUUGAAGCACUAAAUAUUCAGCUGAAAACAUAAUAAAUGGGUAUUAGUUUUUCUUGUAAAAUGAGUUAUUCAUCACCAUAAGAGUUUAAUCAUUUUAAAAAAUAGAGCAAAACUAUUUUGAUAACUUGUUUUUACUAGUCCUUUUAUAUGUAGAAAUUUGUUUCCAAUAGUGUCUUACAGUGACAACAAAUAAAUUUAAGUAUUUUGUCUUAAUUUAAAAUAUGUGUUAAAACAAUAGUAAAAAUAAAUUACUUAAUAUACAUGUUUCUCAUGUUUACAUAUAUUCUGAAAGUAUUGAAAUUUAAAAUUAAAAAUUUUGUUCCCUGUAUUCAUUUUCUAUUUCUGCAUACUAACAGCUGUUCUGAAUGACAUUCCUUAACCUUGAUGAAUUAAUGUAUUCCACAGAUAUGCCUUAAGCCAGUAGAGUUCUAUCUUGGAAAGUGUAAUAUAUAUUGGUUCAGCAACUGGGAAUGCGUAAACUCAAUACCAUCCUUAUAUUGUUAAAUCCUUUAUUUUGUUUCUUUACAAUGCUCUGCGUGAGAUGUGUAAUAAAAUCUAUAAUGUCUCAAUAUCAUCUAAAAACCAAGCCAGUAAUAAAAUGUAGAAUUGGUGUAAACACUUUCAUACUAGUGAUUUAUCUAUUAUGAGUAAAAUUGCUUGACAAUCAGCAAGGAAAUUGGACAAAACUUGAAUGACAGUUUACCAUAAUUAGUGGAUUGUACUGAAUUACUCUAUAAAGAGAUUUGUUUUACUUUUAUUUUUCUGAAUGAAAAAUUUGAGGUCUAUAAUUUCUAUAGGGCUGCUUGUAUUAAACUUAUUUGAGGAUUUGUAAAAGGUUGAUUGUUUUGAACUGAUUUAGGAUUUUUGGUCUGUAACAUGUAUUUAGUUGAUUAUAUUAAACUUAUUUGAGGAUUUUUAGUCUGUAAUUUGUAUAGGGUUGAUUAUAUUAAACUGAUUUGAGGACUUGUGGUUUGUAACUUGUACAAGGUUGAUUGUAUUAAACUGAUUUGAGGAUUUUUGAUCUGUAACGUAUUUAGUUGAUUAUAUUAAACUGAUUUGAGGACUUGUGGUCUGUAACUUGCACAAGGUUGAUUGUAUUAAACUGAUUGGAGGAUUUUUGGUCUGUAUCUUGUAUAGAAUUGAUUAUCUUGAUAUUGGUUUAUAGAUGAUAAGGAAAGGUAUUUUUCGUUUCUCUUUUUAUUUAAGUUUUGAAAUUAUAUCCUCUUUAAUCCAUGAUGUGUAUUUUUGUAUGAAUAUUUAUAGCAAGUAUUACUUUAUGGUUGGUUUUAUUGCUUUAAUUAAAUUUAUUCAUAUACUCAUUCAUUUGUCAUUGAUCUUUUUUGUAUUUUUUGUUUAAUGAGGUACAUAUAUUACAUAUAUAACUUAAAAAUACAGAACAUAAACAAAAAACGGAUUUAAGUACAGUGUCUCAAACACUUUAUUUUAGGCAGUAGUAACUCUUGUGUUACUUAAAAGCUAUGUUCACCACAAGUACAAGUCCAGCACUGAAGUUGAAAAAAGCAUGACAAUUGUAAUGGCUGUGUUAUGAUGCAGUUAAGUCUUUGGUUGGUGGUAGUAGCACAAUUUUUCUCCAAUUUCAAAAUGUCAACACAAUAACUAAAUUACUAAUGUUACUGUUAUAGUAAUGUUUUAAUAAUUUACUUUCUUACAUAUUUAUAAUAAAUUUACUAUUAGAGAGAUCGAAAUAUGAAAUAAAUUUAACUCAACUAUUCUCUGUAGAAGCAAUUUAAUAUGUUCUUUACAAAACAGUUUUAGAUAGGAAAAAGUAUUUUAUUUGUGAUGCUUGUCUUAACAGGUGUUUCAAAAUUAAUGUUGAAAUAUCUGAUCUGCAUUACUGUUGUUAUUGUUCUUUCAUCCAAAUAAGAAUUGUUGAAUCUGUGUUUGUUGAGCCAUCUUUAUAAUGGACUUCUUCAUAUUUGUAAACAUUAUCCCAGUGAGUAGAGAGUUAAUAUGUCAACUUUAUUGUUAUGGUAUAUGUGUUGUACCAUAACAGAUUUAUGGUUUUAUUAGGAAAAAAAUUUCAUGGCUUAAUUUUUAGGGAAACUUUUCUUUCAUCAUUAUCUCGUAUAAUCUAAAUAAAAGUUGUUAACAUACGUACAAUAUAAAGGUUGACUUUUCAUAUCAAUGCCAAAAAGUGCCAAAUUUCCAUAGCCUGGAUAAUGGUGUAUUUUUGAAAAAAAAAAAUUAGUUUUUCAAUAUUACAUUUGAUAUCACUAAACCUAGUUUCUAACAGUUAUGUAUCAUGGAUAUUUUAUUUUAUUGUUGGAAAUUGAUAUUUUCACAUUUUAUAAAAGGUUUAUAUGUAUAAUCAUAAUCUUACAUUCCCUAUUAUGAAAUAUUAUUAUGUAUUCAGUAAUUUGAUAACAGAGAGGCCUGGCAUAGUGUGCUGGUUGGAACAUUUGACACAUAUGUGGAUCAAAGGUUCAAUUCCCUCCACCAAACAUGCUCGUCCUUUCAACCGUAGAUAUAUUAUAAACUAUGUUUGGCAAUAUGUGGUGUUGACUAGCUGUCUUCUUUCUAGUCUAUCACUUCUAGAUUAGGUUAGCAAGAGCAAGAAGCUCCGGAAUAGUUGUGUGAAAUUCAACAAAGCAAACAAAAGAAAAAGACAGAACUGAGACUUCCUGAAAGACCUUUGACUUUUGAUAUGUAGAAUUGUCUCUGAUACUUAGUUAACAUAUAAUUAUAUACGAGAUCUGAAUAAUUAUUCCAAAGCUAGUUUAUUAAAACCCUUUUAUAUUUCUUGUUUCUUAAUUUUAUGAACAUUGGUGCUUGAUGUUUGAAAUGUUUCAUGUUGUAUUGUUGAAAAUAUUUGCUUCCAGCUCAUUACCACAAAAAAUAUUUACAGGAUUAUGAAUGUACCUGAUAAGUUAAUUGUUUUAUGCAAAUUAAUUAAACUAUAUUCAUUCAGUA
This is a messenger RNA of Limulus polyphemus (Atlantic horseshoe crab), 5006 nucleotides long. RefSeq names its product transmembrane protein 98-like. The record is from RefSeq and is a predicted model, not a curated record. The transcript has 7 exons. NCBI's taxonomy places the organism in Eukaryota, Metazoa, Arthropoda, Merostomata, Xiphosura, Limulidae. Gene Ontology annotation, cellular component: endoplasmic reticulum. The coding region runs from base 330 to 1115 and encodes 261 amino acids.